This is a messenger RNA of Schistosoma haematobium, 2616 nucleotides long. RefSeq names its product Thiosulfate:glutathione sulfurtransferase (gene TSTD1). The record is from RefSeq and is a predicted model, not a curated record. Gene Ontology annotation, molecular function: thiosulfate-cyanide sulfurtransferase activity. Lineage: Eukaryota; Metazoa; Platyhelminthes; Trematoda; Strigeidida; Schistosomatidae. Gene Ontology annotation, cellular component: mitochondrion. The coding region runs from base 526 to 1017 and encodes 163 amino acids. The transcript has 4 exons.
GUGACAGGACAUUUCGACGGGUUAGGUUUUAACCCAUUGCCAAUUACCGAUUGCUUUUUAUGAGGCUCCAGAUCCUUGUGUUGUCUGCAUAGAUCAGUGGCACUGCGCUCAUUCUAUAAGACAGGUCGUAGAAGUGGACUAGGUAAGUAUGAAUCGAAGCAUCUGGUGUGAUAGUUGCGAAAAAUGAAGGAAUGCACUCAUGUUUUCUCGCUAUUAAACCGUUCUCUGUAUCUUUAAAUGGACAUAUCAAGAAGCGCCUAGAAUGAUUUUUCUAUACAGAUAACUUGAGGGAAGUUUUAUUGAUAGUUACAAAAUUUACUGCAUCUAUUGUUUUGUCGCUGCAACAGCUAUUUGCAACGGAUUUAGUGUCUCAUUUUAAUUUCCCGCUUCAUCCGAUCUCAGCACCUUGUUUUCGUCAAUAUGAUGGGUCGGGGUGGUAAUUUGAUUUGGUUUUUGGUUCUAACCGUCGCUAUUCUGAUCGCAUCUUAUAUAAAACCGUUUGACCACAGUAAGUAAAUCGGUGUCAUGAUGCGAACAAUUCUUCGAACCGUUUUCUUGCAAAGUUUUCUAACUGUAACUAGCCGUUCUCGUGUUGCAGCUUCUGGUUUAUGUGUCAAAAAUAGCAGCGUUGUCUGUAAACGCUUUUCUAGAUGGUUCACGUCGGAAAAAUUGGUGAACAUAGAUGUGAAAAGGCUGAAGGAGAUGAUGAAAUCAAACGACCUUAAAUUGAUAGAUGUCCGAGAACCAGACGAGUUGGAGGAAGCCGGGAAGAUCCCUUUUGCUGUUAAUAUUCCACUCGGUGAAGUCGAGGAUGCCUUCAAACUGGAUGAGAAAAGCUUCAUAGAGAAGUACAAGAUCCACAAACCGAAUGUGGCGGACAAAAAUGUAGUUUUCAGUUGUAGAAGUGGUGUCAGAAGUAUGCGUGCUCUCAAAAUCGUUCAGGAUUUGGGUUAUGAGAAUCCUCUCAAUCUUGUUGGCGGAUACAAUGCAUGGUCCAAAGAAAAUGCAGAAGAAUAGGAUGUUAUUUGCUACAGUACUUCUGUUUACCAAAUACCAAAUAUGUAACAAUGUACAACAAGAAGAUCGUAAUGUAUAUUUAUUUACAGUCAAAACAGCUUGGAGUAUCUUCAGGACGUUUUUCAGUUUGCAACGUACCAUCCUAUUGUUUUUGUGGAUAUUUUGUUCUUAGUUUCUCACAAACGAAUUGUUUUUUCGUAUAGUUUUGUAUGUUGUUAGAAGUUGCUCUAAGAUAACAACAUUUGACUUAGCUUUUGCACUGGGAUGUGUCGUUAUUUUUACAAAAUUUCCUCAGAAACAAUUGUAAAUUUGCAUCCAAAGAUUGGUUUUGUUUCACUCAAUCUUUGAAUAAAUUUUAAAAGUUUUCAAGCUAACAGUCAAUUAAUGCUUCUAAAUAUGUAGGUUUUACGGAUUUUGUCAUUUACAACGGACGAAUUUCAGUGUCGCGAUUAAGUUAUUCCGCAAUUUUCCGUUCUAACUUCUACGUAUUCGUGUUCUUGGCUCUGAUUAUUGUUGUGUUCUAUCUACAUACGCAGAACUUUGUGAUAAGAUCAUUAGUUAAACUCAGUACAAGCACAAAAUUGACCCUGAUUUUCAUUCUAUAAAUCUUGUCUGUAGAAUGUUUCAAAGUCAUUCCGAAUGGGCCUUGGAAAUAUGUUUGCACUUAUCAAAAGAUGCAUUAAGAACUUCUCAGGAAUUCGUGUUUCCAUUUAAAUAUCCCUCAGAUAUGAAAGUUAUUGAUUCUGAAAACUCAUUUUAAAUAAUUUAUCUAUUGCUUAUUUAAUUUUCUCUCGUAUAAGUCUAUAUGCAUAGGUUUUGUUUUUGUUCAGUUAAGCAUUACUAGUUAGGAUUAUGUAGGAGCUCAAAUCGACAAAAAUUCAACAGAAAUCACCAUUAAAGUGGUAUCGACUACUUAUCAUUGCAGCUAACUAACAGUGGUCUUGAUCCUCAUGUAAUUAAGACAAAGGAUUGUCUGUAAUUUAGAGUUAUACAGUUUCUACCCACUUAAAUAGAGUGAGCUCAGAAAGUGAGUGCGGAAGGAUUAAAAACUUUUGAGGCUUGGUCGAGUGUAGAUAACCUUGGUCAUAAUUAUUUUUCAGGCCUAUGAAUAGGAACGUACUUGACAGUAUUUCAUUAUAGCUAUUUUAUUUACUUGAAGUGGGCAUACAUAUACUCCGGUUACGAUAUUGCUUAAAGUUUUUGAAGUUAAAUGAUGUUCCAAACUCGAAGCUCCUUAGUUAAGUAUGCUGAUCACAGCCAAUGCUGACGAACAAAAGUUGCUUAGUUUUGAUAUAGGAAUACUGGAAGUAAAUGAACCUCACCUCCUCCAACUUCAUUCUGUCCAGACGCUUGCAUUUCAACCUAAAUGGUGCAUUUACGUGUUUUUUUUUUCAGGUGUACUGUGCCGUUUCAGAACACGCUUGUGCGAGUACCCAGGUCAGUACUAGUGAAUAAAUAAGUUGAGUGUUUGAACUAAAUUAUAUAGUUAACUAAACUGGACCUGGUAACCGGUGAAGUCUCGGUAUAUGUGUAGUAGGCCCCCCCCCGACCGGUGCUGCUACCAUAACCUGCAGGUUCGGCCUGCCCGUUGUAGUUAAC